AUGGGUAAUUUUCGUUUUCCAGUGAAGUUCAAACUUCCAUCUUCAUAUAUCAAUCAUAUGAUUUUACGUGAUCAUUUCAAACGUUUACAAUUUGCUGAACAUGAAGUCACUUCAAAAGCUUUAAAAUACAUUGCAAGAAAUACACAAUUACCACCAAGAGCUAGACUAGAAGCUCAACUACAGUUAGCUACCAUGCCAAAUUAUACCAGAUAUACCCAAGUUAGAGAUCGUUGUGUUAAUAGUGGUACCGCUAGAUCUGUCUUGAAAAAAUUCCGUUUGAAUAGAGUAAGUUUUGACCCUUGUUAG
This is a messenger RNA of Hansenula ciferrii, 306 nucleotides long. It is a transcript of the gene MRP2, whose product is annotated as mitochondrial 37S ribosomal protein uS14m. Bases 1 to 306 code for a protein of 101 amino acids. The transcript has a single exon. Gene Ontology annotation, biological process: translation. Gene Ontology annotation, cellular component: ribosome; mitochondrial small ribosomal subunit. The record is from RefSeq and is a predicted model, not a curated record. Gene Ontology annotation, molecular function: structural constituent of ribosome. Lineage: Eukaryota; Fungi; Ascomycota; Saccharomycetes; Phaffomycetales; Wickerhamomycetaceae.